GUUAAAAGACGAUUUCACUUAAUUUUCCGUUGUUUGAACAUCUUUACUCUGGUCUCAUUUAAAAACAAAGAAGUCAGACUAUUAAAAUAUGCACUAGAUUAUUCUACACUAAAAACGGAAUUUUUCAUACAAAGUUUUUUUAUUUAUUAAAUCUUUUUGAUCUGUAUUUUUAUUUUUUACAUCUUUGUUAAAACUCACCACGUCGUGACAAGAGAGAGAAUCUAGAGAAUAAAAAUUCAAUUUCUUCUACUUUCUUUUAUGGUCCUGCUGUCGUCUGAAAAAUUCUUCUGCUCUGUCAGAAAUAACCAAUCAGAGCCAGGAGGAGGAGCUUAGUGCUGUCAAUUUACUGGUCUAUUCUGCUCAGACCCUUUCCCUUUGUCUCUGCUACAUAUUACAACAGAGUCUGUCAUGAAAGCUUAGGCUAGAUAGCAUGGCCGCCGAUGACGGUAGAUAAACAGUGUUUCUGAAAUGACAUUUCACAGCUGUUCAAUGAGCAGGAGAGUCAUUUUAAUUUGGACCAAUGGGAAUCAAAACCUCUAGGAGAGAACCAGGAAGAUCCAGGACUUGAGCAGAUGCAUCAGAACCACUGUGAUCUGGACCCACUCUUUGUAAAAAAGGAACAAGAUGAACCAGAACUUCCACAGAUACAGAUUGAACCGUUUGAAAUGAAUCAAGAGACUGAUACCUUCAUAGAAAAUCCUGACUAUGACGAGAGAAACCUCAGACAAACUGUACCAAACUUCGACCAGCUCGUCGUCCAGUUCUCUUCUGACAAUGUGAACCAAAACCAGGAAAGAAGUGACAAUGAAGACUCCGGAUCAAGUACAGAUGCUAAACUGAGACAAAUUAAAGGGCAUCAGAAAAUCAGAAGGAAUUGUGACAACAUAGACAAACCAAAAGUAGAGAAACAGAUGAAGGAGAGUUUAUGGGAUGGUGAAGUUUCUCGUACAACAACUCCGACCAGUAAGAGGCCUUUCUUGUGUCCGACAUGUGGAAAAGGCUUUAGCACUAGUGGAACUUUAUCUCGACACAAAAAAAUUCACUCAGGCCACAAACCUCAUUCAUGUAUGACAUGUGGAAAACGGUUCAUUCAAAAUUUUAAUUUAAUGCGUCACAUGCGAACACACACGGAUGAGAGACGGCUCUCAGGUAAGAUCUGUGGAAAACGCUUCGGCAAUAGUGGAAAUUUAUCCAAGCACACUAAAAGUCAUGCGAGCUUUAAGUCUCAUUUGUGUCCGACAUGUGGAAAAGGCUUUAGCACUAGUGGAACUUUAUCUCGACACAAAAAAAUUCACUCAGGCAACAAACCUCAUUCAUGUACGACAUGUGGAAAACAGUUCAUUCGAAAAGUUCAGUUAAUGCGUCACAUGCCAACACACACAGAUGAGAGACGGCUCUCCUGUGAGAUCUGUGGAUUAUGCUUUGGCAAUAGUGGAAAUUUAUCUAAGCACACUAAAAGUCACGCGAACCUUAAGUCUCAUUUGUGUCCGGUGUGUGGAAAAACGUUUUCUGUAAGACGUCAAUUAACGAGUCACAUUCUAGUUCAUACAGGUGAGAAGGCGUUCUCAUGUGAAGUCUGUGGAAAACGCUUCAAAAGUCGUGGAAAUUUAUCUCGGCACAAAAAAAAUCACUUAAGCCACAGGCCUUAUUCAUGUGCAACAUGUGGAAGAGGAUUUCUUCGAAACUAUCAGUUAACCACUCACAUAGAAACACACAAGUGAGAGGCAGUUCACAUUAAGACCUGUGGAAAACCUUUCUGGCGAUGUAGUAACUUACAAUGUUUGUGGAAACAUUGGAGCAUUGAGGCGUCUCAGGCAGCACAUUUUUGUCUGACAACAUAGUCAUAUGCCUCAGGUCUGUUUGUGUUCAGUUGGUCACACUGGCUCUGAGCUGUUGUGUUGUUGCUUGAGUUGUGUUGAAAGGUUAUAAAACUCCAAUAGAAAAAACAAAACUGGAUAUUGUGACGUCUAACAUUUUCAUGUUUUGUACUGUACUUUAAACAUUUCACUUAAAAGUUUUAUACAUGCAAAAAAGCUACCGCUUCUACCUUUAUGGUUACUGUUUCUGAAGAGGACAACGUUCUGCCUGAAAGUAAUAUAUCUGAUGAAGAUGAUUGUCAGCCUUUGAUGAACAGGACUGUGAGACCAUCUGUGAGGAAUUUGGGGUCCACUUCUGUUUGUCAUGUCUCUAGUUAAAAGCUUGACAGUAAUUUUCUACAGUUUGAAAUGUAAUUCAAGUAUUCAUUGCUAAUAAAACUGGUUUGAGGACA
Messenger RNA from Poecilia latipinna (sailfin molly), 2269 nucleotides. Its product is annotated as gastrula zinc finger protein XlCGF8.2DB-like. Bases 573 to 1721 code for a protein of 382 amino acids. Lineage: Eukaryota; Metazoa; Chordata; Actinopteri; Cyprinodontiformes; Poeciliidae. Gene Ontology annotation, cellular component: nucleus. The transcript is spliced from 2 exons. The record is from RefSeq and is a predicted model, not a curated record. Gene Ontology annotation, biological process: regulation of gene expression.